AUGAGCGAAAACAGAGACGGAGCACACAACGACGGGAAGAGUAAGAAGAGAAGAAUCGUACGAAACAAUCAGAAACAGAACGAGAAAACGCAUCGUCAUCAUCAUCCUCAUUAUCAACAACAACAACAGAGCAUGAAUCCAACGACAACAACAACAACGAAUAUAGAUUUCAUCGAACAAUCUUUCCUGACGAUUGAGGAGGAUCCUUUGAUGAUGAAAUUCAAACCGAAUCGAGAGGAAAUCGAACGCGCGUUGAAAAGAACAACAUCUUCGUUCGUAACGAACAAGAACGAGAACAAGAAAACCAUAAUCGAUGAUGAGGAGGACAUCACCACCAACAUUAACAAUCAAAACAACACCGAGGAGGACGAAAACGAUGUCAUAACGCGAGCGGUUGAUAUUUUACGCGCGCAGAUGACGAUAAAAAUGGAGGCGGAGGAGAUGGCGAAAGCGAUGGAAGUAUCUUUGCGAGAAAACGAAGAAAAUGAAAAGAAACGAAAGCGAGAGGAAGAGGAGACGAGGAGGCGAGAUCCGGUGAAGGCGUUUGCGAGCGCGUCGGCAAUGGGAGAGAAAGCGUUGAAGCGGAUGUUUUUAGGCGAAGGCGGAACGAAUUCGUCGAAAGCGAUGGAGUUGUGCGAGUUCGAGAAGAAGGCGAAGAAGUGGUAUAAGAGCGCGCGCGAGACGAUCGAGGACGUGUUUGAACAGAUUGGCGCGUCGGUUGAAAACGCAAAGACGGAGGAGGAGGUUGGAGAGAUUUUGAGGAAUUCGUUGGAGUUGCUCUUCGAGCAGACGUUGCGGAUGCCGAUGAAGGCGGGCGCGAUUCCUGAGAUUUUUGCGAGCGAAGAGGCACUGGAAGGGAAGAACGUAGCGGCGGGAGAUGUGGUGGAAGUGGGGAGUAGUAGCGAGGAAGACGAAGAAGAAGGGCAAGAAGAGUAG
Molecule: messenger RNA, 936 nt
Organism: Bathycoccus prasinos
Lineage: Eukaryota; Viridiplantae; Chlorophyta; Mamiellophyceae; Mamiellales; Bathycoccaceae
Exons: 1
Coding region: 1-936 (311 amino acids)
Source: RefSeq, a predicted model, not a curated record